Triticum urartu is the source of this 1010-nucleotide messenger RNA. RefSeq lists its product as uncharacterized. Gene Ontology annotation, cellular component: chloroplast. Lineage: Eukaryota; Viridiplantae; Streptophyta; Magnoliopsida; Poales; Poaceae. The record is from RefSeq and is a predicted model, not a curated record.
CAAUCUUUUCCCACGUCCCCCACCCCAGUUUUCUCCUCCAUUUCUCCCUCCUCCCCUGGCCGCAUCUCCAGGGAAAGGAAGCGAGGCUCAGGGAGGGAGCGUGGCACGAGCGCGCCCACCCCUGAAAAAUGGCGGCCUCCCUCUGGCUCCCUUCUCCUCCUCUUCACAGCGCCGUCUUCCUCUCGACCAACCACUCCCCCUCCCCCUCUCCUCCUUUGGCGCCUGCGUCGACUCUGCUGCAGAGGAAGCACGCGCCGGCCAGAGCCAGAGGCAAUCUUGCCUGCAGCUCAUCCGGCAGCUCCUCGUCCUCUGCUUCCUCUGUUGUGACCAAAGAUCAAGAGGGAGCAGCAGCAGCAGCAGCAGCAGAGGCGACGGCCCCUGCCCCUGCUCCGGCGGCUGUCAGAUACGACUACAAGGAUGACCCCAACUUCAGGGGGUGCAAAGGGUGCGGUCGUGAGGAAACAGAGAGGGGCUGCAACGGCGAAGGGCGGAUCAUGGGCGGCAUAGCCGCCGUCCCCUUGUUUGGGUGGUGGCCGAUCAAGGCCUACCGGCCGUGCCCCGGCUUCGUCGCCUCCGGUGGCCGGUACCGGCGCUACGGCCAGAGCAUGGACGACGUCAUAGCCGGCAAGGGACGGAAAGUCGCCUCCGACAAGAAGAAAAGUGACAAAUGAUCCACCUCAAGGAACUGCAGUGCACUUGGCCAUGUUGUGUAAUAGCUCAAGGAACUGCAGUGCAGCUGGCCAUCUUGUGUAGCUCAAGAGCUUAUCUCAUCUCAUCUCACUUGGCCAUGUGCUGGAGAAGGACGUCCAAACCUCUUUGAUUUUGUUUCAGUCUUGACGUUGUCUAGCUAGGUCAGAUUAUUCGAGCAGCGUUGCCUGCUGAAUCAAUUCCAAUAUUGAAGUUUUGUACGUAGCUCCGCAUCGACGGCAAAUGUACUCCACUCUUCUACCUGGUGCUAAUGUUUACAUCUUGCUUGCCAAAUCUAAUAGCGGCAAAACAGUUCCAGGAAA